CACAAACCAACAUUCUUGGAGAAGGUCCCCCCAUGGCUCCCCCAAUACUCUUCCGAGUCAUUCUUCUGUUGCUCCUUUCCGACAUAAUCGCGUCACGGUCCAUCGUCAAGACUCUCCCUGGCUAUCCCACCGAUCUCCCAUUUGAACUCGAAACUGGUUAUGUUGGUGUAGGAGAAAAGGAUGACGUGCAGUUAUUCUACUACUUUGUCGAAUCUGAAAGGAGUCCAAAAGAUGAUCCUCUUAUACUUUGGCUCGCCGGCGGUCCUGGUUGUUCUGCUCUUCGUGCCUUCUUCUAUGAAAUCGGUACGUUUGAUAUUCUUAAACUCAUCAAAAAGAAAUGAACUGUAAGCAUAGGGCACACACUGUUAUAUUGUCUGCCAUGAAAUCCACGUUGCAGGACACACACUGUUAUAUUUGUCUGCCAGGAAAUCCAAAGCAACGUGGGGAAGGAACUUUAAUUUUAUUUUUUCAGGUUUCAUGUGUCAAAAUAAGCCCUGGAGUUUGAAGAUAAAACUCGAAUAGAAAAAGGUCCAAUAGAAGUGACACUCCAUGGGAUGGGACGGUUUUGUUGUGAGGGAUUGACUAGUUUUGACAAACUCUUUCAAAUCAAAUUCUGUGUACAUCAAAUUCAUAUAUGAAUCAUAUUUAUCCCCAUGUUUGAUAAAUAAUAUAUGCAUACGUGGGACCUACAAAUUUAUCACAAUUAUCAACAUAUAUUUGUUUUGUAAAUGAUUAUGUUAUUCAUUGGUUAAUUUAAUUCAUACUCGUGUUUAUUUAAUUAUAAAGAAAAAUAAUUGGGAGGUUGGGAUAUGAUUGAAUAGAUAUCAUAUUUUAUUAGGGAUAGAAAAGGUAAUUUGACAUAAUUAACCUAGGAUAGGAUAUAUGAAACCCACCAUUUCUUGGGUUUGUCCAACCCAUAUAUGUAGGUUUAAUACACCGGAUCACUUACGGGUCAAAAUAUGAAUCUCAAAUUUAAAAAUAUUAAUCAAAUACGAUAUUGCGUGUUCUAUCAAACUAUUUUUUUAAACCCCCUUCCACCCCCCCCCCCC
This is a messenger RNA of Ilex paraguariensis (yerba mate), 1049 nucleotides long. The record is from the annotation of a GenBank genome assembly. Lineage: Eukaryota; Viridiplantae; Streptophyta; Magnoliopsida; Aquifoliales; Aquifoliaceae.